Messenger RNA from Amyelois transitella, 1377 nucleotides. RefSeq lists its product as uncharacterized. The record is from RefSeq and is a predicted model, not a curated record. Gene Ontology annotation, biological process: regulation of transcription by RNA polymerase II. NCBI's taxonomy places the organism in Eukaryota, Metazoa, Arthropoda, Insecta, Lepidoptera, Pyralidae. Gene Ontology annotation, cellular component: transcription regulator complex; nucleus. Bases 154 to 870 code for a protein of 238 amino acids. The transcript is spliced from 3 exons. Gene Ontology annotation, molecular function: DNA binding.
AGUCUGUCGCAGUGGGCGUCCUGUCGCAGUCUCGCAGUCGCAAGACGGCCAAUCAGCGCCGCCUGGCUGCGUGCGCAUAGUCGCGAGACUCUGCGUCAGUCGCGCUCGACGCCGCUGCGGUGCUGUGCGUUUUUUUCGUCGCACACAGUCGCAAUGUCGUACAUACACCCAACCGAUUUGAUAGAGGAAGUGAAAAAGAGACCGGGCUUAUACAACACUGAUCAGCAACCUGAUAGGGAAGAGAAGUUGGCGAUGUGGAAGGAAAUAGGCACUGCGAUUUAUCAAGAUUGGGACUCGUUGAAUAAGGCGUCUGCGUACGACAGAGUGCUCCAGCUGCAAAGAAAAUGGCGGUCAUUGCGGGACGCGUACAACCGGGAGCUGAGGGCGCGGAGGACCGGUAUACGGGUGAACAGGCGGGUGUACAAAUACUUCAAGAAGAUGAGCUUCCUCGGCGGGUUCACUGGGAAUUUGAGCGAAGAGGAUGAAACAAACGACAAUCAACGGGAUUUCGAGGAUGACCACGCACACUCAGACGACCAGGACAUUGUGGACAAGAAGAAGAAGAUCAAAGUGGAGAAGACACGUAAAAAGAAACGCACCCGACGACCGUCCGUCCAAAUACCGCCUCCGGAAGAAUUAGAAAUACCUAUGUUCCCUGUGGAGGUCAACAAUGAUGACAGUGACAGUGAUAAGUUGUUCCUCCUGUCUUUCCUCCCGGAAAUGAGACAAUUGCCGUUGAAUAUCAAGAUGUGGGUGAGGGCCCAAGUGGCCAAUGUGAUGCAGGAGGCUGUAGCCUGCCAUUAUAACAACACGCAGCCUGGAACGGCCGAGAGGAACGGACUGGACGGUUUGAGGCAUGACAGUGAUUAGUAGUGUUUUUAUAGAUUUCGGUUAUUAAGUUUGAAAUUUUAUAAAAUUAUGGACAAUUUGUCCGUGAUUUUCAUGCAAAUGUAUGCCUUAAGAUAAAUUGAGUGUUGGACAAGAGGAUUUCCUGAAAUAUUAAGAUAUGUCAGUAUGGGUAUUUUUAUCGUUGGCGGUUUUUAUUUAUCAUCUGUGAAAAUUAGUAUAAAUGGAUCUUAGGUAGGUAGGUAUUAACAUUGCUUUUUGUUAAUUCGUAAUAAAUAUUUGUUGUUCAAAAGAAUAAUUAAUAUACUUAGUCAGAUUUCUUCUGCCUACGGGCACCCAAAAUUAAGAAAUUUAUCUUGUUUAUAGAUAAUAUACAUUAAAGUAUCGUUAUUUACCUGUCACGGGUAGACAGAGCCGGCAGUCUCAAAAUAAGCCUAAAAGGCAGUUCUUGGGAGGAUGUCAAAUAGAAAAUUGCAAUCAUUUUCCACAGAUGAAACAGAGUUAUCGUAUUAAAGAACAUUAUUCAUGUUG